Messenger RNA from Heterocephalus glaber (naked mole-rat), 1389 nucleotides. The record is from RefSeq and is a predicted model, not a curated record. Lineage: Eukaryota; Metazoa; Chordata; Mammalia; Rodentia; Bathyergidae.
CCCCAUGCGCCCACUCCCCGGACCCCGCCGGUGCCGCGGCUUGUAUCGCCUUGGUAACAAUUUCUGCCUUGUGAAGUGACUGUGGGCGUCACUCCAGCCGGACCCCACCCCAGGUAGCUCCUCCCUAGGGCCUCGUGCUUUGUGACUCAGUGGCCCCACGGUGAGUUCUUGACAAGAGGCCACUAGAGAGGGCACGAGCCACCCACAGGGCAGAGGCCACUCCUGGGAUUGGAGCGCUUGCACCUGGGAUUGGAACGCUUUCUCCUGAGUUCCUCCGAACUUUGUGAGCCCAGCCGGUGACCACGUGGAGCCCUCAGGUGCCCGCAGUGUCCCCGAGGGGAGAGAAAACCGGAGAGGGGGGCGUAACUUGGGGACCUGCCUGCCCCAGGAGCUCGGGGUUUCUGACUGCCCCGUACGACUCCAGUAGGAAGGUGGACGCGAGGGCUUCUCGCGCAAGGUCCAGAGCACCCCGGCAGGCUGUAGGUCCGGAUGACCAAGUUACGCCCUGUCUGGAGGAACAGCAGAUAAGGGCUCCACGGAACGGAACGGAACCCGCAGUCACAGCCAGGCCCCGCCUCCUGAUCUCUCCCGAGCCUUGGGAGAACUAGGGAUCCGGACCUCAGGUUCCCAGCACUGAGGGAGGUCUUCACCGCAGCUUCCGCCACACUCAGCAUGGCGGUGGACGUUUGCGCCACUUCCUCCUGGGACCGGAAGUGCAAGGUUCUGCAAGGAUGGCGGUACAGAAGGUGAAACAGGACAUGCCCCCUCCGGGGGGCUACGGCACCAUCGACUACAAACGGAACCUGCCGCGCCGAGGACUGUCGGCAGCAGUACCGGGCAGCCCUGUGCCGGAGCCAAGCUGAAGAGCAAAGGGAAGGACAGGGACAUUGGCCACCCUCAGCAGACCUUGUGCCACCCAAGUCCCAGGUGGACCUCACGUAACAUCACACCGACCGUGGCCACCUACUGGGUGUGAACCAGAGCUGCAGGCUACAGCAUGUUUGCCUUGGGCAUCGGGACCUUGCUCUACGGGUACUGGAACAUGAUAAAGUGGAAUCGUGAGCGCAGGGUCACCUUUGCAUUCCACAGGCGCCUGCAGAUCGAGAACCUGGAGGCCCGGCUUGCGCUCUUGCCCCUGUUGCAGGCUGAGAGGGACCGCAGGGUCCUGCGGAUGCUGAGGGAGAACCUGGAGGAGGAGGCCAUCAUCAUGAAGGACGUGCCCGGCUGGAAGGUGGGCGAGUCCAUGUUCCACACCACUCGCUGGGUGACCCCAGACAUCGGCGAGCUGUAUGCACUGCGCACGCCGGAGGAGGUCAUCAACGCCAGCUAUGGCUUCAUGUGGUUCUCGUUGUAGGGCGCCCGCGCAGGAAAUAAACGUGUGUGCCCGGC